ACUCCCAAGAAGAAUCAAGUAAAAAAAAACUAUCGAUUAAUGAAUUAAAUUAUAAUUCUGAUUUAUAUUCAGAUGAUUCAGAUUAUACUCAAUCUAACAAUAUAGAAGAAAAUAAUUUUAAUUACAAUAAAAAUUUUAAAUUAGAUAUUGCAAAUGAAAUAAAAGAUAAAGAAUUUAAAAGAACAAACAAAAAUAAUUAUCUUUAUUCAGAAUUUUCACGCUAA
Molecule: messenger RNA, 224 nt
Organism: Racocetra fulgida
Lineage: Eukaryota; Fungi; Glomeromycota; Glomeromycetes; Diversisporales; Gigasporaceae
Source: the annotation of a GenBank genome assembly